Rasamsonia emersonii CBS 393.64 is the source of this 1806-nucleotide messenger RNA. RefSeq lists its product as uncharacterized. Bases 1 to 1806 code for a protein of 601 amino acids. Gene Ontology annotation, molecular function: protein binding. The transcript is spliced from 4 exons. The record is from RefSeq and is a predicted model, not a curated record. NCBI's taxonomy places the organism in Eukaryota, Fungi, Ascomycota, Eurotiomycetes, Eurotiales, Trichocomaceae.
AUGACAAGGACCGGCCUACUCGAUCAAAUUCCCAUCUGGAUCCCGCACAUAGACGCUCUUCAAGGUACUCCUUGCUCCAGUCCGACGCAGCACCACCUCGCCGCCGCUCUCGAGGACCUCGACGCCUCUCGCCCGGAGCUUGUCCACAAGGCCCGCGCCAACAUCCUGGUCCGUCAGGAAGCACAGGUCUGCUGUGCCAGGCAGCGCCGUGCGGGCCUUGGGUUCAAACGCGCUGCUGCUCCCUGCCUCGUGGAGGUUGAUCUUCGAGGCGCCGAAGAGCAGGGCGUGCCGGGUUGUGUUCGGGUCAGUCGGGUCGGUGAAGGACUGGUGCGCCAUGCCGAGGAUUUCGGUGUAGAACUUGAUCGUUUCUGGCAAGGAGCGCACUGUCAGGACGAGGUGGUCGAAGGAGUCGGCACUAGAGUCGGCUCAGAUGGAGAUCUCCGCUCUCUUUUCCCGCUAAAUAGUUCAUACCGACCAACUACUAUCGAACCAACCCUCUCACGGGUCUUUUAUCUGAUGUCUUUACGUCGCACUGCCGGGGCCCUCAAAUGGCCUGUCCUGCCUUAUGUUCGCGUAUUUGCACCUCACGCAGAGUCGACAGCCAUCCUCAAUGCCAGAUCCUACCGACCCAGACCGGCCCGUUCACCAGCAGCCGGUAACAGGAUCGUGACCCCAACGACAUCUCAAAACCUACCACCGGAGGUUGUACGUGCCCUGGGGAAUACAAUGAAGGAUGCGAAACGGUCGUUCGAUCGCCAUGGAAGGAUGUUGUAUAGAUCAGCAAAGUCCAGCGGUCUCCUCCCCCCCAUGAGCUUCGAUACCUUUCGUUACAUUGGCAACGGACUCAUACAAGCUGCAUACAACACACGUUCAACCGCGCGGGCCGUGAGGAUGAUAUCGAAAGCGUAUGUCAUGGGCGUAAUUGAUGUCAAGAUGGCAAGCUGGGCCUUAGAAGCAACCCGAGAAGCUGGCGCAGUCCGCCCGACCUUGGUAGAGGCGCUUCGACACCUCAACGCUGUCGCAUAUCCUAUGAGAACCCCAGUGUUGGACCGGGUGGAAGAGUGGGCGACUAAGGACGAAGAUCCGCGGGCCAUUGUCGUGCACGCCAAGGUCCUCGGAAGGAGAGAGCAAUAUCGGGAGGCCCUAGCCCUUUUGGAGAAGCUCGUGGAUAAGACGUACCCGACGAGAGUGAAGCCGAAUGUUCGCGAGGAUGUCACGAUGUUAGGGCGUCUAGAAGCGCCAUGGGAGUUGUAUGCGUGGCUAAAGGAGAGAAUGGGCGAUCAGGAGGCCACGGACAGAGUGCUGAAGAUGGCAGCCCUGGAAUAUCAAGACCCCCGAGCGCUGGUGGAAUACGCCCAUCUCAUGCAGACCCAGGGCGACCUGGAGGCGUACGAGGAAUACAUGAACAAGGCGGCUACCGCAGGCCACGCCGAGGCCUGUCGCAAGCUGGCCAAUUUCUACUAUCUCACCUCCCUUGGCCGGUUCACAACGCGCGAGGAGAGGAGCGAGGCCCGCAACGCCUUCACUGCCUUCUUUUCCCGCUUAUUCCGCCAGUCCCGCACCAAGGACGACUUCCGCGAACUCGCUAUAGAGUGGUACGAGCUCGCCAUUGUACACGGCAGCGACAAGGCCGCUCUUGUUCUGGCUAUUCUUAUGCGGGAAAAUGGCGAAUCCGAGUCGGGGCUGGAAGCCCUCGAGGUUGCUGAGAAGAGCAAAAAGUUCCCCAAAGCAGUGAAACGACUACGGGACAAUUGGGAGAAUCCGGACUUCCGAUUCCCAAUUCCCGAGCAGUUGCUGGAUCUUUGA